Messenger RNA from Esox lucius (northern pike), 1774 nucleotides. Its product is annotated as caspase-1-like. Gene Ontology annotation, molecular function: cysteine-type endopeptidase activity. Gene Ontology annotation, biological process: regulation of apoptotic process; proteolysis. The transcript is spliced from 8 exons. The coding region runs from base 235 to 1386 and encodes 383 amino acids. The record is from RefSeq and is a predicted model, not a curated record. NCBI's taxonomy places the organism in Eukaryota, Metazoa, Chordata, Actinopteri, Esociformes, Esocidae.
GGUGGUGGUUAGCGACGUCUGCGGACCUGCAGUUGAAUGCCUUUAGUAUUGUCUUGAGGGUGGGUUUGAGUUGUGCUCAGGGCAUUUUCUAUAUAGUUGAAAACCCUGGCGACGGAAGAGCCCAUAAGGAAAAAGGCACGCAUGAUUGGUGAUAUUACGCUGCUUAUGGGAAGCAUUUCUUCGUUCUGUACGAAACCGCCCCCAAGAAGAGUGACCUACCUCGUCGUCUAAGUAAUGGCAGACAAGGAGCUCACAAAAGUCCGGAAAGUCUUCAUAGACAGUGUGUCCAAGCAAGUGAUCAGUCAGCUGCUGGAUGACCUUCUGGAGGACAAGGUGCUGAAUGAAGACGAGAAAGACUCAGUAAAGGAGGAAAACAGUGCUAGGGCAGAGCAGGCACGAUGUCUCAUUGAUAUGGUCCGGAAGAAAGGGAGUAAGGCAAGCGAGAAGAUGAUUGGCCGAGUUCAAGAGAGGGAUUCAACACUUCAUGAAAAAUUUGGCCUGUCCUCCGUGCAGCCUGCCCAGAUUUCACAGCCAUUGCCCCAGUUGUCACAGCAGAUAGAGCGCCCGUUGUCCUCGGUUCUCAUCCCAAGCACAGUUGAUUUUAAGGCACAAAUUCUUCAAGCGAAGGGUCGUGAGAUCUACCCUCCAAGGGACAAGUCUGGCCGGACGCGCCUGGCCCUGCUCAUUAACAACGUGGACUUUGAUGAUAAGGACAUGAAGAGACGAGGGGCAGAGAAGGACGAGGAGAGCAUUGAGAAGCUUCUCAAGGAUCUUGGAUAUGAUGUAGUGAAACACAAGAACCUGUCUGGACAGGAGAUAGACGAGGCUGUGAAAGCUUUCUCUGAACGGACGGAGCACUCCUUGUCGGACAGUGUCUUUGUGGUGAUCAUGUCACACGGGGAGCUGGGGAACAUUUUGGGUAUCCAUUACAAGGAAGCUGAUCCCAAACCUGACAUUUUCCCCAUCAACAACAUCUUCACACACCUCAACACAGAGAACUGCAAAGCGCUGAUAAAUAAACCCAAAGUCAUCCUCAUUCAGGCCUGCAGGGGAGGCAAGGACGGGGCUGUUUGGGUAAGUGACGCUGUGGCUGCGACUAACCCUGAAAUUAAUUUCGAAAGUGACUCUAUCAGAAGGCAACACAAGGAGAAGGACUUCAUCUCCCUUUUGUCCUGUACACCAGAUACUGUGUCCUACAGAGAUACUGAAAAGGGCACCUUUUUCAUCCAGCGCAUCUUGGAGACAUUCAAUACCUAUGCCUGUGAAGAUCAUAUAGAAGAAUUGUUCCGGAAGGUCAUGGGACGCUUUGAAGAUUUCCCUAGACAGAUGCCCACCAAAGACAGAGCCACUCUAACAAAGCACUUUUACCUCUUUCCAGGCCUCUAAGCAGGACAGGUUUAAGUGGAUCUCAUGGCCACAACUCAGUAACUCUAUCCAGGUUUCAACAUUUUGAGAUGCCCUAGGGGGUGCUGUGGUCUAAGCUGCUGCCUCAGGUGCAUAUGCUGCAGUGUGUUCAAAUCUGACCUACUGUUCUUUCAGCAAAAACAUACCUUUUCCUUUUCAACUGUCUCUAUUAAGUAAAUCAUAAGCAUAAGCAUGAAAUAUAUUAUUCAAUUUAAGUUCAACUUAGCAGACACUAAUCUAACGUCCGUUAGAGUAGUGACUGCACAGAUUGCCAUUGGCAAGUUACAGCAGGUAGAGACAUACACUCACCUUAAGGAUUUUUAGGAACACCAUACUAAUACUGUGUUUGACCCCCUUUUGCCUUCAGAAC